Molecule: messenger RNA, 11961 nt
Organism: Arctia plantaginis
Lineage: Eukaryota; Metazoa; Arthropoda; Insecta; Lepidoptera; Erebidae
Source: the annotation of a GenBank genome assembly
AUGUCUGAGCAGCUUGAUAUGGAGACGAACAACCUCUGUAUACUCGAGGAUACAUUUGAAAAGUUUCAAGCAGUUUCUAUGUAUCAAGAAGAAGAAUGCAUAAUGCUGCCUCAGAAAGACCUGCCAAAUCCGGAACCGUCCGAACUAGAAAAACAAAAAUCACCUCCUGACAUCAACGAUGUUGCUGUGAGUUCAUGUAAAGGGAUGAGUAUAUCUGGAAACAGUAUGAAAGUAGAGGAUUUUACGAAGAAAUCACUGAAUAGUCCAUGUGCUGACUUAGAGCAAGGAUCAAGCUUAAUUGUUUCAACUGACAAGCGCCAAUACAACAGUGAGGAAUAUAACUACGAAAAUGACUCCGACAUGGUUGUGAGUAACAGUGAAAAUGUUAUUAAUCAGGGCAACGCAAUUCGAGAAUCUCCCACAAAAAAUAAUGCUGUAGUUCCCCGGAAAAGAGGAAGGAAGCCGAAAAAACCUUUAAUUCAAUCAGAAGAAUCCUCCACAACUGUCUCAAAAAAUGUAGAAAAUCCUGAUAUUACAUCAACACCCUUUAGUUCUGAUCCUGAAACCCCAGAAACAGUAAAUGUUGUCAGAAAGAAGCGAGGUCGACCCAGGAAGAUACAACCCAAUGACCAUAGUGAAAUGAUACUCAAUGUUAGUGAUAAAGACCAAACAAGUGAAUUAAGCAGUGCUGAGAAUAAUAAAUGUGAUGAUUUAAUUAUUAAAAGAUCAGUUAGGCGCAAACGCAGUAGACCGAUAAAAAGUAUGAAUACAUUACCUAUGGUUGUUAAUAAUGUCUCUCAAGGCAAUCCUCUGAGUUCCAACAUCGAAACCGUAGAAAAUUCAAGACUCAUAGAGGAUGCUUCUGAAAAUUUAAAUGUUGUUACUGAAACAUCACAAAAACGUAAACGGAAAUCUGUAGUAUCAAACCAAGAAAAAACUGAAAUAAAUGAUAAUGAUGUUAAUCCAGACUCUAGCAAAAUAUUAAGUGAUAACAUCUCUGAUAAUGAUGACUUAGAUGACAUAUGUCUUAGUAAACUGAAAAGAGCCCCUGACCAAGGAAAUGUUUGUAAAUUAAAUGAAGAGAAUACUGGUAUUGAAUCUAAGAAAGAUGCUUAUGAGGAUAACAAUUCAGAAAAUAUAGGACAGCUUACUAAACCUAAAAAGAAAAGGGGGAGACCAAAAAAAAAUCAGACUACAGAUUCACUAUCUCAACUUAUUGAAAGAUCACAACCUGUUGCUGACUAUGUGCCUUUAAAUGAAAGUUCUAAUAUGAAAAGUGAUGAGGCAGAUGAUACAUGCUUAAGUAAAUUCAAAGCAAUAAAAAGUGAUUCCACUGUUAGAGAAUCUAUACCUGAAAUUACCUAUGAGGAAACCCAAUUAUCUAUGGACCCUAAAGUUGAAACUCAAAAAGUACAUGUUAUUGAAAAUGUUGUUUUAAAUGUACCUACUACUGAAAGUCAAGUAUCAGACCUUGGUCAAAGCAAUACUGAAUGUAAUGAAACUCCAAUUAAGCGAAAUACUAAAAUGCCUGUCAUGGCAGAUUUUGAAUACAAUAUAGAUACUGUUUUAAGCAAUGAGAACACAGGUGGCGCUACAGACGAUUCUUUACUAAUUGAAGAUACAUCUAAAAGACCUGUUCGUCGAAAAAUAAAGAAAUACAAGUAUGAAGAAGAAUCUGAUGAGGAUCCUUUUGCUAAUAUUGAGUUAUCAGAUGAUGAUGAACCAAGAAGAGGUAGGAGAAAUAAUAAAUAUUAUUCUGAUGAUGAAUAUAUUCCUGGUAAAAGAGGCAAUGAUGCUGUUCAGACAUCAACAGACACAGAAUUAUCUUGUAAUGAGAUUAAUGAUAUAUCAGAUGAUAACAAAAAGCAAAAGAGGAAAAAGUUACGUAAAAGAUCGGAUAAUCAGUCACCACGAAAGAGAGGAAAGAAAGAUGAACAAAAAACUGAAGCAACAACCAAUGAACAAAGUCCAAAAAAUCACCAAACUGGUGAUGUUGAAAUAUGUAUGGAUCCCACUGUUAUCAAAACAAGUGAUAGUGAAUCUCAGCACUCACAACCCUCACAGCUAUGGGGUAAUACAACAGAGUUUGAAAACUUUCUUGCUAAAAAAAUACAGGGUACUAAUUUAAAAAUAAAAAAGGUUUCGUCAAAUGUACCAACUGAAAGUAACAAAAUAGAUAUACCAAUACUUAAUCCAGAAGCUAAAAAAACUAUUGAAAUGUGUACACAAACCACUAAUAUACCCACCUUAUCAAUAGCUGUGCAAACGGAUACAUCAUAUGAUAUCCCCAUAAAAGAAAAUAUUCCUUUGACAUCGGAGCAAUCUGAAAAAGCAUGCUAUUUUCUCAACAGUAUUGUUAAAACAACUGCUGAGCUAGGAUUGCUAAUGACACAAAAAUCAGAAGAUUUUAUAAAAAAGAAAAUAAAUACCAGCCAUGUCACUGAUACAGUUAAGAUGGAUUAUUGUGUAAAGAAAUCAUUUUUAUUAUUUAAGUUAGCUAAACACAAUCUACUACAAAUGGAGGAAGACUUGUCCCGACAAUAUGAUCAAUUCUUGGAAGCUAAUAAUUUAACUAGAUGUAGAGAAGAACAAAAGAACAUAAUAGCUACUACUAAAGAAGCGAACAGUGACAGUGAUUGUGAAAUUGUAGAUGUUAAACCAUUCCCUCAAACUAAAGCAAUACGGAAAGAUUCAGGCAAACCUGCCUUUAAUCCAAAAACUGUAUUUCUUAACAAAGAGUUAUCAAUCAAAAUUGCUAAAAAACCAAAUGAGAACAAGAAACUGGACAUCAAGGGACGUCACACUGUUUGGAUUAAUGACACAGUGAUGGUAAAAAAAGUCAAGCCUACUCAGUCUUUUUUAGCCCAGGACAGCCGAAAUAAAAAACCCCCCGAUAAUUAUUUCACCACAGAAAUGGUAAGUGACUUUUUUAAGAAUUAUUAUCGUGAAAGAGCAUUAUCAGCAUGUGCUCCUUUUGUAACCAGGGACUGGCUUAAUGUUUAUGAAGAGUGUGUGUGCAAUUAUUUUGUAGUUAAGCCACCACAAUACAAUACUGAUGAUAAUUGUUCUAAUGAUGGAUUUAAUAUAAACACUGAUGAAAGUACUACCACAAUAUCUGAACCAAGUUCUAAUUUAAGUGCUAAAAUGAGAGUAGUCUCUUCUCCAGACACUCUUUUUACAUUAUGUUUUCUUAAAGUAAAAAAUCUACUGUGUUGUAAUGGUUUUAACCAUUUCAAAGAAGUUACUCAUGAAAUAAGAUGUAAACUUACAGAUGACAAAAAAGCACCAGUAAGUUUAUUUCGGCUGUGUUUAAAAACAAUAAAUGAGACUGCAAUCAAAAGCAAGAAAACUAGUGAGACAUCAAUAUAUUCAACAAAUUCUAUAGUUGACUCUUUCACCAAUACCACUGUAAAUACAACCCCACCUCUUGAAUCAACAUGUCACAAAACAAAAAUGUGCUUAAACACAGCACUACCUCUUAAGUCACUGUGUCAUAGAAAAAUAGUACAGUUAACUGCCACAAAAACUAUCAUAGCAUGUGAUAUAGGAAAGGAGGAUUUCUAUACAGUACUACCUCUUAAAUCAUUGUGUCACAGAAAAAUAGUGGUACUCCUAGGAAAUUCAACUAGUAAUAUUUUAAACGGUCAGUACAAAAAUAACUUUGACAUACCAUGUAAUUGGGUGGAGUCAAAGAAAUCAUUGUCUACAAAUUCUAAAGAAAUAGUAUUGCAAACUGAUGGUGCAAAAAAUGAAAUCAAAACUCUUUUCUCCUUAUGUGUGGCAUAUAUUCAAAAAAUGUGGUGCACUGUGGAAAAUGAUAGGUGCAUUUUAACUCCAAAGUCUUUAAAAGAUAUAGCAUUUAAAAAUAUAAAAUAUUUACUUUAUACAACUGACUUUCUUAAAACUCAUGAACAUAAUGAACAACCUUCAAUUGAAGGUUUGAUGAUAAAUUGUGUAAAUACAUUGUCAGAAGAAGCAUUCUUAAAUUUGGAACAUUGCAAUGUAGAUAUUCCAAACAGUAUAGAGUAUCUAGACAACCACUUUGACAAUGAAGAUAACUUUGAACCAGACUUAACUGAUGGUGAAGAAGAUCACACUGAACCAGACUUAACUGAUGGUGAAGAAGAUCACACUGAACCAGACUUAACUGAUGGUGAAGAAGAUCACACUGAACCAUCCUGGGUAACAAAAGUGCAAAUGCAAGAGCUCAGGUCAUGUGCUCAAGUUAGUAAUACAGAUGUAGCUGAACAACAGAAAUUGGAACCGAUUAUAACACAAAUCAAGUUAGAACCUCUAGAUGAAAUAAGCGACAAUUUACUAGACUCAAUACCUGUAAAAAGUGAACCUGUGCCAGGUCCUGAUGAAAUGACUAUAAUACCGGAUGUUAAGAGUGAAAUCGAAGAACUUACACGUGUAGGCCCUAUACACAGACAGAACAGCAGUAGUUAUGAUGUGGAUGCAUUUGAACAAUUUGUUACUUCUAGUAAGCUUAUGCAAGCAUUGUCAAAAAACAAUACUGAAGAAAUUUACAGUCAAAGCUCAGCUAGAGUUAGAAGGCAGCAUGAACCAGAUUAUUAUGAGGAAAAUGAUGCUGAUAUGCUUGAUUUACUUGUUCCACAUACUUAUGAACCCAUGAGUACACAAACAGCUAAAGGAAGUCUUAUGGAGAGUAGUUCUGAUGAAAGUAGCAAAAACAUAAAAAGUAAUUCUAAGAAAGUAGUUGGCAAACGGCCUAGAAAAAAACCAAGGAAAUCCGAACAGAAACUAAAUAAUAAAGAUAAGAAUACGACCAUCCCUGCACCUUCCCUCACAAUUACCCCUGAUCCUACUAUUGCUCCUGAUCCUACUCCUGUUCACGUCCCCACUUCUAGCCCUGUUUCUACUCCUAAAGAAAAACAGAAAGGUCAAAAUAGUGAAGUGGCUAUAUUAACAAGAAGAAUGAAAGAAAAAAUAAGACAAGAAGAUAAACAAAAUGAAUCAUCAGAUUCUGAGAAUGAGAAUAUAACUGUCCGUUUAAGAAGUAAAGAGAAAAGAGAUAGUAGUGACCAAACCAAAGAUAAAGCUAAGGCUAAUACUAAUGCUAAUAAUAGUAAAGGGAAAAACAACGAAAUUCAGUGCAAUAACGUGGAUUCAACGGACCAAAUUGAUGAAAGUCUGGGUACAUUUACGGGUUUCACAUCUAUUGAAACAAAUGAAAUGUCUAAUUAUGAAAAGUAUAUGAAAUUUGUAUACAACAAAGUAAUUCCGAGCAAAGAGGAUGAAAUAGAAAAAGGCAUCGAAGUUUUAGAAAGUAGUCCGGCAGCUAAAAAUAUAGAAAACAAUAAAAGCACCGAAACAUCGGUAAUUAACACCAAUGAGCCAGUCGAACUCUUAGAAUGUGAGCCAACAUUGCCUAUAUUCGACGAAAGCAGAGCAAAAGUUAAAAAAGAAAAAAAAACGAAAACCAAAAUUAUUGAAGGCAACAUUCCUUCAGUAGUAACUACUACUAAAGUACCCCUGGCUUCAACAAUGCAACCAUUCAUAGAACGUCACGGCUGGCAUUGCUACCCACUUGACUCAAAAGAUUCGAAACUUUACCAUGACGCUUGUAUAAUUUUGGAGAAACUGCCUGAAACUUUUGUUCAAACAUAUUUUGAAUAUCAAAAUAUUGGCACGAAAGACAAAUCUGAUGAAGAAAUUAAUAGAUUAACGAACUUGAACUCAUUGAAUAGAUUAACGCAUGGAAAAGAUCGAAAACCUCAAAAUAGUUCUAAACGAGAGACUAAAAACGACCAACCAGCACAGGUUUCUGAAGAUGAGAAUCCAACAAUAAAUGUAGUUGACUCCGAACACUUCGAUGAAUUAAUGCCAUCUGAUGAUGAGUUUCCAAGUAUUGAAAAUGAAGUCCCACCUCCUGUAUUAAGGCAAACAGAAAAUACUUUAGCUAAAAAUUUGCUUAUGAACGACAAUGAUAGUGAGGAAGAAAACAGUGUCGAAGUGAAAACAGAGCCUAAAGAAAACAGUGUGGCAAGCAAAAAACCUGAGCCAUUAUAUAAAAAGAAAUGUGCCGAUAUUAUGGAGGAGCCUACAGACUUGAUGCUUACAGCAGAUAAGAUGAUGAAUAAAGAAUUAACUUUACUGCAUGCCCCAGUUGUGAUGGACAACAAAAUCAAAAUCAUACCUAGUACAGGUCCUGUCACUAGGCAUAGUAAGAAAAGUCAAUUAAAAGCUUCACCAACUAAUAAUAAAGUAAACACAAAAGAAGAUUCUUCUUCCGAGGAAGAGAAGCAGUGGGUCUCAACUAAAGAGAAGCUACUCAAAAAAAUGGGGAAGAAGGAGACUACCAGUGCGGAUGACGCGAAACGUGCCAAGCUGGUAACCGAAUUUAUAGAACGACGUGAGAUUAAUCCUAGCUCUCGAAAAAGACGGGGCGUCCGAGCGCGUCGUUCCGGUAAGAAGUUCCUCGAGAGACAGAAACAGCUAAGGGUAUUACAACAUGAACUGUUUGGUGAGACGUCUACUGACCCCACUGUUAGUAAAAGAUCAGUUGCUGCGUGGAAAGGGCGCCGUAAUAUCAGAAAAGUAUUGGACAAAAAAUCUUUGACACGAAGUACAGUAAUAGCAAACAUGGAGGAAUUUGAGAGAAAAAGAAGACUGAAUGCGAGGCAGACGAAAUUGCGAGAACUAUUAGGUUGUGAGGAGGGGGUGAAUGUUCUAGUCAUAAACGACGAGGUUUGUUUGGAGUACGACUUCGAAGAACAUCGCCCGGUCGUUACCAUACAUCCCUUCUUCACUAAAGUCAUGAAGGCACAUCAGUACGAAGGUGUAAAGUUCAUGUGGGAUGCGUGCUUCGAGAGUUUGGCGGACAUUAAAGCGGGGCACGCCGGUGGAGGAUGCAUCCUUGCACACUGUAUGGGGCUUGGCAAAACUUUGCAGGUGUUAGCACUCUUGCACACGGUGCUGACGCACCCGCGCGUGGGCAUGCACCGCGUGCUGGUGUGCUGCCCGCUGUCGACCGUGCUCAACUGGGUCGACGAGAUCCACAAGUGGAUCGGACCUGUCACCAACCAGAUCAAGGUAUUCGAACUGUCAAAACUAAAAAAGACUUAUGAACGCGCCUACCAAUUAGAGGACUGGUACAACGGAGGAGGGAUUUUCAUCAUCGGUUACGAACUGUUUCGAAGUUUAUCAACUUUAGACCCGCUACUCGAUGACGUCAGACCCACGAUAAUCAAUAAAAUUCGCACGGCGUUACUCGACCCAGGUCCAGACAUAAUUGUAUGCGAUGAAGGACAUCUUCUUAAAAAUGAUUGCUCAGUGCUAGCAGUGUCGAUGAGCCGAGUGGUUACAAAAAGAAGGAUUAUUUUGACAGGCACACCGAUGCAAAAUAAUCUGAGAGAGUAUUAUUGUAUGGUGAACUUUGUAAAGCCUAAUUUACUGGGGACGUAUUCUGAGUAUUCUAACAGGUUUGAAAAUCCUAUAAUGAAUGGACAACACAGAGACUCUCGGGAAGAAGACAUAAAACUAAUGAAAGCUCGCACACAUAUUCUUCACAAAGUCUUAGAAGGGUGUCUACAAAGACAAGAAGUAUCGGUGCUUUACCCUUACCUGCCUAAGAAACAUGAAUACACUGUGUUCAUAACUCUGACGAAGUGCCAAUGGGACCUAUAUAAGCAUUAUUUGAACCACUACAGUAGACAAAUGAAGCAGCAUAGUAUUUUGAAAGACUUCCAUAUACUGCAGAAGAUUUGGUCACACCCGCAAGUACUGCAUAACUUCCAGACCAAAGUUCAAGACUCUAAGAGUAAAAUUAAAUUGGAAAAGCUAGAAGAUGAUCUAGCUACGGAAGACCAAGAGGACAUAAAAGAGGUUGCGACAGAAAUGUGGUGGCUGCAAUACUUGGAAGGCGGCAACAUGCUCGAUUCGCUCGAAGCAUCCAACAAGUUCGUCGCCGUGUUCAGAAUACUGGACGAGUGUGUUGCUUUGGGCGAUAAAGUGCUGAUAUUCUCAACUUCAUUGUUCUGCCUGGACGCGCUAGAGUAUUUUUUGAAGAAGAUUAACAAAUGGAGUCUGGGACAGGAGUACUACAGGCUGGACGGCUCCGUGCCCGCCGAGGUACGGCAGAAGUGGUGCCGGGAGUUCAACGCUGAUAAUAAUAUUAACACUAGGUUGUUUCUAGUAUCUACACGGGCAGGCUGCUUAGGACUAAAUAUGACGGCAGCUAAUCGCGUUAUCAUCAUGGACACAUCGUGGAACCCUGCCCACGACAUACAGAGCAUCUUUCGCGUCUACCGCUUUGGACAAAAGAAAGACUGCUUUAUAUAUAGACUUGUUGCCAUGGGUACCAUGGAGCAGAAAAUAUAUGAACGGGCUGUCACCAAGCAGGCAGUGGCAUGUCGUGUAGUAGACGAACAACAGAUUGACCGACAUUACAACAUGGCCGAAUUGACAGAACUAUACAGAUACGACGAGGCGGGCGCGUGUGUGGCGCCGGGCGUGGCGGUGGGCGUGAGCGACGUGGCGCUGCUGCGCGUGGCGCGCGACGCGGCGCUGCACGCCGUGCACGAGCACGACUCGCUGCUGCGCUCGUCCGAGCAGGGCCUGCCCGAGCACGAGCGCGCCGCCGCCUGGAUGCAGUUCCAGCAGGAGCAGGCGCACAAACAAAUGGAGAACAAACUAAUCGCGAACAUACCUAAAAUUUCAUUAAAACGCUUGCAAGGAAACAAUUACACUCAAUCCUUUGAAUUGGAUGAUAUAAAAAUAAAAAGUGAAGAAAUUAAAACAGAGGACACUAGUGAAGACUUUGUGCCUCCAAAUGAAGUCAAAAGUAAAAAGGGUAAAAAAAUCAGUAAAAUAGUGGUACCAGUACCGACUACGGCAAAAUCUAAGGUGAGAGUAGCUAGGUCUACCAGACAGACGUCUAAAGGAGGUAGUUUCGAGGAACCUUCGACCAGUCAGAGUCACAGCAAAUAUAUGGAUAAAAAAGAUAACAAUGAAGAAACGAUGGUCAAUAAAAUUACAGAUAUACUAAUCAAACAUAAUUUCCAUAAUAAAACAAGAAAUACUGACAUAUCAAAUCUAGUAAGUAAAGUUAGAAAAAUAGUCAAUCAGGGUUUUAUUUUUAAUGAAGACACCGACGAUCUUACGUCUAGCAUUGCCAAGGUCUUGCUCGAGAAACCAAUUUCUAUGCCUUCAUUCACUGGCAUCAUGUGCGAAUCUAUAAACAAUUCUUAUUGUCCUCAAGUUGUAGAAGAUCAAUGUGAACAAAUUCUUAGUACUCAAAUUAUCGAAGACAAAGUAAACGAAGUAAAAACUACCGAAAGUAAAGUCACUGACAAUCGAAGAAAGAGGAAAGCCGCAAUUGCAGCCGAAAAGCACAUCGAUUCAAUGGCUCAAGAUAUAAUUAUUAACUUAGAUGACGACUUUGAUACCACCGAUACGGACUUUAUCCCAGAUGGAAUUAAUAAAUCUGAAAGACCACCAAUAAAUCAAAGAAAAAUUAUAAGAGAAUCAACAUCCAAAAGAACAACUGACGAAGAAGGAGAACAACGAAAUACUAUCACUCCUCCUCUACGUUAUUCCACAGAGGACGAGUCUACUCUUGUCGAAGCAGAUCAGCCGCGUACUAGAAUAAUCACGCCCAUCUUAAGAGUCAGGGCUGGUCCGAAAACUUUUAAAAAUAAAAUGAAAAAUAAAUUUUUAGAACAAGUCAAUUCUGCGGAUCGUUCAACUGAAGAGCAAAGUAACGGCAUAUUGUUGAGCGAAGAUUGUGAAUCUGAAUCCUUAGGUAAUAAUAACGUGCCUGAAGCUACGCCUACACCAGCUCCUACAUCCCUCGGGGAUGACGAGGUACUACCUCUACCUUUGUCUUUACUGACAAAUAAGAACUUUAUAAACAUAGUAGCGCAUACGUACCUGAACGAUAACCCGAUGUUGGACGCAGACGCCGCGACCUUAGCGGCGCGGUACAGCACCUUCAAGGCACUCAAAGAAGUCGAGCAAACAGGCAAAGGUAUAACAAGUGGGCCUAUCUAUGAUAUCGCUGUGAAGGUAGUCGGUAAAGAACUAUUCAGUAGAAUGUACAGUACAAAUUCUAAAACGAAUACGCCAUCGGUCGACGAAGAUAACGUAACAAUCGAACUUAAGGGAAAGAUGCGAGAGAUGAAUAAAGAGAAACUCACAGAAGUGAGGAAAGAAAAAUCCAGAAAAAGAAAAAUACAAAACUCGAAUACUUCUAGCUCCGAAACGGUGCAGAUAACUGCUCACGAACCGAGUACAAACCAGUGCACUAACGGCAACGUAGUGCCCGUCGGAUUGAUAAAAACAACGGGCGGCAUUGAAUCAAACGAGUUUGCUUCGAGCGAAUGUAUCCUGCCGGACGACGACGACGACGACAUGCACAUCGUCCCGCACGCCCUGCCCGCGCUGCCGCAGAUGCAGCCCGUUCCGCCCGACCAACCGCUCCCCGCUGCACCAUCUACUACCAUGCCUACUAAUUCGCAGAUCCUAUUGGACCGUUUAUUGGCUGUUAAAAAAACUGACUUAAAGAAGAAACCUAGGAACGUCAUAAAGAUCGUUCUCCCGCCGAAUGUAUCCAAAGGUAACGGCUCUCAAUCUAAGCUGACACCAUCCCAGCCCCCACCGACCAUGUCGAACGACACUAUUUGUUUAGACAGUGAUGAGGAGGAAACGAUAACUCCGACGGUGAUCGCUGAUCCAGCUCCGGUGCCGGUUCCACUCACGGUCGAACCCCCGCCCAAGGUACUAUCGACGCCUUCGAACGUAACACCUAUAACUUCAGCGCAGAGUAUGCCAAAAACUCCCUUAAUGCUGCACCAGGUUGCCUCGACAGGGUCUGCUCCGCAAUAUGUACUGGUCCCAACUAACGCCGUAUCUACGGUGCCAAAAGUAGUGACAAAAGCAAAACCGGUUCCUCAGAAAGAGAAACCUAUUAUAAAACCUGUAGAGGCGGUACAAUCGACUACUACUCCGUCUGCCACGUGUUUAAAUAAAAUUAAACAAGCUCGGUGCAAACCAGGCGACAUUAUAAGAAUUUCAGAGAAGGGUGACAUUGAAGUCCUUCAAGUCAGUAAGCGUAAAACAUCUACCGGUACUAAGGCGUCUCGGAGCGACAAUAAAACGAAACCGACUCAGAGUGAUAUUACAAAACUAAAGUCAUCGAACAGCGCGGAAAAGCCAAAGUCAUCUAACAGCACUGAAAAGCCAAAGUCAUCUAACAGCACUGAAAAGCCAAAGUCAUCUAACAACACGGAAAAGCCAAAACCGUCUGAAUGUGAUGUCGCCAAGUCGAAACCGCAGAUUCGCAGUUAUAGUUUAUCGAGUAGCAGUAGCGAGUCUAGGCCUAGCAGUCCAGUUGAGAACAAUCCUUUAUCCAUCUUCAAGAAUGUAGUGCACAUCCAGGCUGCAGACGACAAGCCUAGUUCCGCAAGCGAAUACAAAUCGAAGCCAACGAAAACCCAGAAAAGUGGCGAUGCUAGCAUAUACGUUCAACACGUGUAUGUACCUGAUUGCAAAAACUCAACAAAAAUACCUGCAAAAGCCGCGGCCACGCAAAACAAGGAGUCUAUUCCGAAAACAACGAAAGAGGCGAAAUCUAGUGGCAAUACAAUUAAAAUAGAAAAAUUACCAGCGAAGAAAGCUAUAAAUACGCUGGUAAUUAAGAAAUCACUAACCACGAAACCAAAUAAGACAACAGAAAAUAAGUCACCAUUAGCACCAGGUUUGAAAGCAGCCUCUGAUGAACUAAAUUCGAAAAACAACAAAGUUAUCCACACUGUUGACCUCACGCACUUCUCGAAUGUAACAGCUGGUAGCGGCCCGUCUGUUCUGAAGACUAAAAUUGAAGCCAAAAAGAGGGUUUCGACAGCAGAAACUAGCGCACCUAAGAAAAAGAAGCCUGAAUUACCAACACUAAAGGACUUCAGCUUAGACGAUAUCGACGAUAUCAUCGAACUGGAUUAA